AUAACUUCAGGUCCGGCCCACUAAAAUGAAGAAGAGGUGACCAGACUUUCUUUCUCUCUCUCGGACUUCAGAGACGAUGGAGACUGGAUACGACCAAGUUCUUCGCUCCGUUUCUCAGGUGAACAUCGCCGACCAGACCGAAGAUUCCGGCGACGUAGUCAGUGAUAGAGACGGUGUAAAAGUCUCGUGCUUCACUGAAGUUUUCGAUGAUGUCACUAUCCAGUUCCAGAUCAUCCGUCUCGCGAAACAGAUUUAUGUAUGGCUCGGUUGUAACUCCGCCAAAUUCGGGAAUUUGUACGCCGCCGCUUCAACACGACCGAGCAAUACAGUGAGUGUUACUUCAGUACUUGGUGGUUCAUCUGAUAACACUGGAUCUGGCAUUGCGCGUAGAUUAGUGUUGAAGACUGGUCUCAAUAUAAUACUGGCUUGCAACAUCCCUAAGAACAAUCCCUUGCUCGAGGCUAAAGCUGAGAAAUUGUUGAUCAGAAAGCUGAUUGAUCUUGGUUACACAAUGCCAAAACCUGUAAGAGCAACAUAGCCAGUUUAGAUGUUUCUUGAGUUUGUUUCUCCUCUUUGUGUCCUACCAUUUAUCUGCCGAAAAUUGUGAAUCAUUCUAACAUAUUCUAACAUUUCUAAGAUCGAGUGGCAUGAAUGAGUGUUCUUAACAUAAUAAGAUUAUAUCUUCUCCAUACUCAGAGAGUUGCUUCCUU
Capsella rubella is the source of this 710-nucleotide messenger RNA. RefSeq lists its product as uncharacterized. The record is from RefSeq and is a predicted model, not a curated record. Gene Ontology annotation, biological process: proteasome assembly. Lineage: Eukaryota; Viridiplantae; Streptophyta; Magnoliopsida; Brassicales; Brassicaceae. Bases 77 to 538 code for a protein of 153 amino acids. The transcript has 5 exons.